Messenger RNA from Oncorhynchus kisutch (coho salmon), 3097 nucleotides. Its product is annotated as E3 ubiquitin-protein ligase MARCH9-like. Bases 1429 to 2460 code for a protein of 343 amino acids. The transcript has 4 exons. Lineage: Eukaryota; Metazoa; Chordata; Actinopteri; Salmoniformes; Salmonidae. Gene Ontology annotation, biological process: protein ubiquitination. Gene Ontology annotation, molecular function: zinc ion binding; ubiquitin-protein transferase activity. The record is from RefSeq and is a predicted model, not a curated record.
ACGUCACAUGAAAAUCAGAACCUCGGAUAGCGGCUUCUGCCAAUGCGCAGCCAUACGGCAGAUAUUUUUUUCCUUCGCGGAUAGACUGAGGAAGGAAUAAUCAUAGGAAAACGAGGUGACAACAACGAUACAAAAAAACACAUAUGUGUUUCAAUUAGGCUAGCAUGCAUUUUUAUGGCAGGAUCCUCUGUUUGUCCGUCCACCAAAUCAAUUUCAAUGGAGGCACUGCUGACAGAAGCAAGUAUUUAUACAAUGCCACGUAAAAUAGCGUUUUAUUGUUGUUGAAUGGACGUAAUUAGUUAUUGGUAGUACACGAACCCGUUAUUUGGUGGCAAAGUUGAUCUGGCAUGGCGAUGUAAUCGGUUUGCUUCGUUCCCAUACUCUGGGGGGUUAUUCCCUGGCAUCUCUGUUCUUCCUGGUGUGUGUUCUGCAGGAGUCGCUGCAGGAAGAACAAAAAACAGCAUGGAAUUUCAAUGGCAAAGGGAUGUGUGUUCUUCUACAGGUUUUUGGUGUCUCGUCCUAUCCUGUUUAAAAUGCGAACACGUUGGAUAGUGAAGUGGCUCUCGGACUUAUCUGGAGAGGGAACCGUGUGGGACAUAUUCUCUAUCUAUCAUCCUGAAAAAAAACUGUGAGGAAACAGGGGAAGAGAAAAAUACGGUGUUCUGAAGUCUAGCAUGGCAUUGAGGGACAAACAAAAGAGAUGGUUGUCAACUGGCCUUUUUUGUACGGACUAAACAGAUGAAAGCAACACCCAAAAAUGACUCGGUGGAAUUACCGAUGACAUAGCGACAUCUGUUUUUUAAUAACAUUGUAUAUUAUCCCUGAGCCUUCAACGCUACCCGCUCCACUCUAUCUUGCUCGCUCUCAGCUUGCGAUAGAAUUUUCUUUCAGAACCUUGGACAGCUCCCGUUAAACGCAAGCUUUGCCAUUGUGCCAUAAGUGACUGGAUCGAAAAUGUACAUGAGGGGAUUCAGUUUGAUCCUAUUGCUGUUUGGUUAUGCUCAUCGCUCACACUGAAAGCUAUCGGGAAUUGUUGUAUUGGCAUCCGUUGAAUACCAAAAGAAACUGCCCAUCCAUGAAAAACUUCCGCAUUGUCUAUCGGCUACACAUGGUAACAGAGAAAAUGUAACAAGGAGUGAUACAAUCUAUUUACAUUGUAAUAUUUUGAUUUCCGUUGACCGAUAUUUUUUGGUCGGCAGUCAUGCGUUUUAUAGAAACUUCUGAUAUUUUUGUUUUGAUAGUAUAGCCCAUAGCUAGAGAAGGCGAUUUGAACCAAAUAGGUUUGCACUUUGUAAUAAAAAUAGGCUACUUACAAAGCUCAUUUUGGCUCUCAAAUCGUGCAUAAGCAAUGCCUGAUUUAUACAACUCAAUUUAUGAAUACCUUCUAUUUUCACCCUACAGCCGCAUUUUGCCUAUGUGGGCUAGUUCAUGAUGUUAAAGUACCGGAUCCGUAUGUUUUUCAAUGAACUGAAAGUGCUGGUUUUGAUGCGGUCUGGCUUAAGACGGGGGACCGAUUCUGACACAAACCCAGACAGGCGAACAAGCAGCAUGCGAGGGCUCGGGGUAGGAGGCUGCGGGUGGCCACCCUUCGACUGCUCUACCCGGGACGACGAAGAAGAGUACUAUGGCACCAAUCCCCGGCCGCGGAGCCUGGCAUUCGAGGAGAAGAAUGCGAAGCUCCAAGCGAGCCUGGACACUGUAUCGCUCACAAGCAGCUUGGACAGUGGCAUGCGCUCGCCGCAGUGCCGAAUCUGCUUCCAGGGCCCCGAACAGGGGGAGUUGCUGAGCCCGUGUCGCUGUGACGGAUCUGUGCGCUGUACCCACCAGCCCUGCCUCAUCCGUUGGAUCAGCGAGAGAGGCUCCUGGAGCUGUGAGCUCUGCUACUUCAAGUACCAGGUCCUUGCCAUCAGCACCAAGAACCCACUGCAGUGGCAAGCCAUCUCUCUGACUGUGAUAGAGAAGGUGCAGAUAGCAGCCAUUAUGCUGGGUUCUCUGUUCCUCAUCGCCAGCAUCUCCUGGCUGGUGUGGUCGUCCUUCAGCCCCUCGGCCAAGUGGCAGCGCCAGGACCUGCUCUUCCAGAUCUGCUAUGGCAUGUACGGCUUCAUGGAUAUCGUUUGCAUAGGCCUUAUAAUCCACGAGGGAUCGUCAGUAUACCGGAUCUUUAAGCGCUGGCAGGCAGUGAACCAGCAGUGGAAAGUACUGAACUAUGAGAAAGCCAAGGACCUGGGCGACCCCAUCAGCUCCAGCGGCAAGUGUGGGGGGCGUGGGGGGCGAAACCCUCCCCACGAAACCCUCCCCACGGCUGACAGGGUGGGCCGGACAGGCCAGCGUGUUAGGACUAUUCUCAACCACCACUGUGGCUACACCAUCCUGCACAUCCUCAGCCAGCUGAGGCCCAGCAACCCUCGCAUCAGACCCACAUCCAACCGCGAGGUUGUCAUGAGGGUCACCACCGUAUGAGACCGGACCCAGCGGGGGUGGCGACGACAAACAUAAGGGCGUGGAUGCAGACAUCCUGCUCCUGAUAAACCCACCCUACGGACAAGAGGGGAGGGAGAGCAGCACAGUUAAAGUUACAGUCACAGACAGUAGGACAAAAUCAUUAAGAAAAAAUUAAGAAAGAAAAAAAAAAUAGCUCCGAUAAAAAAAAAGCUGGAGGACUUUCUUUCACCAGCUGAAUUACAUAAAGCAUUGUCAUUAUUCCUGUUCGUCUGUUUUCUAAGAAAAAAUUGCAAGUAUUAUUAUUGAUUUAGAUUUUAUAAUCGAGAGCAGGUUAAGGAGGAAAAAUGGAAAGGGACAAUUUUUUACAUCUGCCCCCACCAAACGCAUACCACCAAUGAUGACUUACAUCUCCUCCCCCUCCUCAACCCCCUUUCUCACUCUUCAAGGUGUCUGUGACAGACAUUCUCUGUCCACCUGUAACACCUGAACUGUCCCUGUGGCGCAAAGCAUACCGGGAACCACCUAAAGAAUGAGCAAAAAAGUGCAAUAAAACAGUUUAAAGAGAUAUGAUUGACAUAGCAAAAUAAAUGAGAUUCCAACAUUACAAUGCAUCUUCUGCAAUAAAGAAACAUGUACAUGUCAUGGUGAACCCCUA